AUGGCACCUUCCAUUUACAAAUUCGCCCUCCUGGGACUCCUCGCCGGACAAGCCGUCGGCCACACUUGGCUUGAGCAGCUCGUCGCGAUCGAUGAUCGUGGCAACUACGUUGGCGAUUAUGGCUAUCCUCGCGGCUACCACGCCCGCACUGAACCUAAGUUCGAUGGUCCCUUGAACCAGCACCUUCUUCCUCUGGCAUCAUCUGGCCGGAUCGCCAUCGACGAAACCGAUCUUCUCUGCCAUCCUUCGCAGAGGGAAAGGCAGCAGAUCAGCAACGAGUAUCCACGCCUCCAGGUUGCGCCUGGCUCUUAUGUCGCCAUGAAGUACACCGAGAACGGACAUGUCACCUUGCACACUAUCGGGCAUCCGUUCCCGCCCGACCCAAAAGCAGGCGGUACUGUAUUCGUUUAUGGCACACUCGAGCCGAAGGGUGAUGAGAAGAUCAUGGAUGUGCUCAAGUGGACUGCUGACGGCAGUGGUGGCGACAAGCGAGGCAAGCUCCUCGCCAUUCAAAACUACGACGAUGGCCGAUGCUACCAGCUCAACGGCAGCCCGGUAGCCGCCGAGCGCAGCAAGACUCAGGCAAAUCCGCUCCCUGGCCAACCUGGCUCUACUAGCGAGCAGUGGUGCGAGACCGACGUCCAAAUGCCCGAUGACCUCGAGAGUGGCCAGACUUACACCCUCUACUGGGUGUGGGACUGGCGCGCAAUCCCCGGCUUGGACCCGGGCAGACCGAACGGCAAGGAGGAGUACUACAUCACGUGCUCCGAUGUCGACGUCGUGAACGAGCCGCCCCGAGGCAAAGCCAACAACGCUCUCGUGCAGCAAGACCCGCAAACCGCCGCGGUCAAGAACUACAAGUCUCGCACCGCGGAGGUGUCUGCACCGACCAUUCCCGACGCCGCGCCUACGAACGGUCAGAAGUCACAGCCGGCUGCCUCCAGCACACCUGCUGGCUCAAGCACACCUGUUGCCUCAAGCACACCCGUCGGCUCAAGCACCUUCGCUCCCUCGAGCACAUCCGGAUUCCAGACCAGCGUCACUUCCGCCGCUGUUUCCCAACCGCCACCGACUGCAGCUCCCGCACAGCCUGACGGCAGGCCCGAUGGCCGACCCGACAACAGGCCUGAUGGCGGAUUCGAGCGCCGACCCGACGGUUUCAACGGUCGCGAGACAGUCGUCGAGACCGUCUACAUCACCGUCACAGGCCCCAGCAACGGCAGCUUCGUACGGCCCACCGCGCCCGUGGGAGCCAAGUUCCGGUACUAG
This is a messenger RNA of Coniosporium apollinis CBS 100218, 1269 nucleotides long. RefSeq lists its product as uncharacterized. Lineage: Eukaryota; Fungi; Ascomycota; Dothideomycetes. The record is from RefSeq and is a predicted model, not a curated record. The transcript has a single exon. The coding region runs from base 1 to 1269 and encodes 422 amino acids.